Molecule: messenger RNA, 1047 nt
Organism: Caenorhabditis angaria
Lineage: Eukaryota; Metazoa; Nematoda; Chromadorea; Rhabditida; Rhabditidae
Source: the annotation of a GenBank genome assembly
AUGAUUACUAGGAGGAUUAUUUUCGUCACAUUUUUGAUAUUUUUGAAUGGUGUUCUUGCUUCACCACCAAUGUGUCAUUGUCCAAAUGGGCAGAUUGGAAGUGAGUUCAAAAAUUAUUAUUUCAUUUAAAACCGUACAAUUUUCUAUUUUUUGUAAUUGCAAAUUCCAAAAAUUACAGUUCAAAAAAUUGUAUUUUUUAGUGCAAUGUCCUAGCCCAAUCAACCUAAACUGUCCACCAUCCGCACCUUGUCCAAGUCCUCCACCUUGCAACAUGUUCGGCAAUUUCCCAACUCUUCCAACACUUCCGCCACACAACUUCCAAACUUUGGCACCAUUCACCCUUGCGCCAGUCAAUGGGCAAACUUAUGCAACGCUUCCCCCUGCAAUUCCACCGCCUGCAAAUGGUCAAGAGACACUUCUUGGAAUCAACAAUCAACCACCUCCGCCACCACCACCAGUGCAAUAUGAUCAACAACAAGUUCAGUAUAAUCAACAAGUAUCAGCGUCUCAACAAUACGCCGAAGCUCCACAAGCAGUUCAAGCUACUCAGCCACCAGUUUUCAUUCAAGAUGCAGUUACAACAACAUUCCGCCCAGCUACUUUGCCAAGUGAAACUUAUGUUGAACUCGAAAAUCCAGAAACUGCGCCAAAUGCUCGUCCGCCACCAGUUCUUCAAAACGUUGUUGAUCAUGUUUUCGAAUCAGAACCUAACCGUGAGUCCCUCAUGUUUUCCUGUCUAUAAAAACAAGCUUUGAUGUUUCAGAAGGAUAUCGUCGCCCAGGUGGUGUAGUUCGUCGACAAGUUCCACCAUUGAAUGAAAAGUGUAACGAUGAUAGAUUGAGAAGAAUUAUUGAAGAAAACGUGGAUGAUAAUCCAUCAACAUCCAAAAGAAAGAUUCAAAAAGCGGCUGCAGAUGAGAUUGGUGGACUUUUCGAUGUAAUUUGUUCGGCUCAUGAUUUCUCUUAUUUGGCAAACACCCAACUUUUCUGUGAAAGUGGAAACGAUGAUGUUACUUGUUUCGCAUUCCUUCAUUCUCUUAUUCAAUAA